Exaiptasia diaphana is the source of this 2456-nucleotide messenger RNA. RefSeq names its product rab GDP dissociation inhibitor beta. Bases 83 to 1423 code for a protein of 446 amino acids. NCBI's taxonomy places the organism in Eukaryota, Metazoa, Cnidaria, Anthozoa, Actiniaria, Aiptasiidae. Gene Ontology annotation, cellular component: cytoplasm. Gene Ontology annotation, molecular function: Rab GDP-dissociation inhibitor activity. Gene Ontology annotation, biological process: small GTPase-mediated signal transduction; protein transport; vesicle-mediated transport. The transcript is spliced from 3 exons. The record is from RefSeq and is a predicted model, not a curated record.
AAAAUAAGAUUACACCCGCAGGUGAACAAAACCGGCGAAUUUUCGGUCAAAAUUACGGCGAAAAAACUCCACCUUCCUCAACAUGAAUGAAGAAUACGACUACAUUGUGCUUGGAACWGGUCUUAAGGAAUGYAUCUUGAGUGGUCUYUUGUCAGUGAARGGCAAGAAAAUCUUACAAAUAGAUCGAAACGAAUACUAUGGCGCGGACUGUGCCUCUCUYCAUCUUGACCAGCUCUACGAGGCGUUCAAAGAGCCUGAUGUUCCUGAGCAGAGCCGGGAGGUUAGGGACUACAACGUCGACCUUAUUCCCAAGUUCCUAAUGGCUAAUGGAGCCUUGGUAAAGCUUUUAGUUCACACUGGYGUUACAAAAUACAUGAACUUUAAGCAAAUCGAAGGUAGCUACGUCUUCUACCAAGGCACGUUCGGUGGAACCAUAUAUAAGGUUCCUGCCGAUGAAAAAGAAGCUCUGUCAUCCGGCUUGAUGGGUAUUUUUGAAAAGCGACGUUUCCGAAGCUUUCUGAUCUUUGCUYUAAGCUACGARUUUGACGAUCCRUCAACUUGGCAAGGWUGUGACCCYGAGAAAGCAACCAUGAACGAAGUAUACGCGAAAUUUGGKCUUAGUGARUACACGGCAGAAUUCACUGGACAUGCAAUCGCWCUGUAUCUCGACGAUGAACAUAAGGCCAAACCAUGUGGCGAAACAAUCAAGAGAAUUAAACUUUAUUACAAUUCACUGUCCAGGUAUGGCAAAUCUCCAUACCUUUACCCUGUGUAUGGCCUUGGAGARCUCCCACAAAGCUUUGCGCGUCUGUCGGCAGUCUGGGGUGGUACCUUCAUGCUGAACAAACCAGUAGAGAAAAUCUCUGUKGAGGGUGGUGCUGUUUUGGUUACUUCAGAAGGGGAAACAGCCAAAGCAAAAGGAGUGAUUGGUGAUCCUUCUUAUUUCACUGACAAGGUCAAGAAAGUGGGACAAGUUGUCCGUUGCAUUUGCAUUCUUUCCCAUCCUAUCCCAUCCACUUCUGAUUCCCAGUCAUGUCAGCUGAUUAUUCCACAGAACCAGGUUAACAGGAAGUCAGAUAUCUUCGUAUGCUGUAUUUCACACACUAAUUACGUCACACCCAAAGACAAGUACCUUGCUAUCGUUAGYACKACGGUGGAGACUGACAACCCAGAGAAAGAACUAGAACCAGGUCUGAAYAUGCUUGGACACAUUGACAAGAAGUUCUUKAKUGUCUCYAAUAUCUAUGAGCCAAUCAGUGAUGGUGCAGAUGAAAAGAUCUUCAUCUCCAAGUCCUAYGAUGCUACCACCCACUUUGAGACAACAUGUGAAGACAUCAUGGAUAUGUACAGAAGAAUUACAGGAGAAGAAUUUGACCCAAGUUCUAUCAACGUCAAYCUUGAUGUUGAUGGUAGCGAAAUGUAAUAAAAUAAUAUAUUAUGAUAUUAAUUUUAUGAUAUUGCUUUUAAGAAAGGCGAGAAGUACAUUAUUAAACAUUGUGGGAUAAUUUCACAUUUAAGCCACUUAAUGAAAGCUUUUGAAGACUAACUGGUCUUACGUUUUUUGCUUCUAUAAGUAGAAAGUUUACAGAAUUUAUCAAACUGCUUAAAGGUAUCUCUUCAUAUCAUAACUGAAUAACAAUUAAUGACUAUUGGCUUUCACAUAUUUAUGGAUAUUACAGUAAUGUAUAGAUAGUAGAUAAAUAGAAGCAAAAAAUAAUGGAAGCUAAAGAUAUAGCAAAGUUACUCAAUAUACAGUAGUUAUUUAUUAUUAUAGGAAAAAUUAUUUUUAAAGCUGAAAUUAAUUUUGUCUUUUUUGAAUAGUUUGCUAAGGUAGAGUACUAGCUAUUGGCUCUUAAAAAAUUGUGAUAUAAAAUAUCAGGAGCUUUGGUCCACUAGUUUGUCAGAUAAAUGAUUUGUCUGCAUUGCAUUCUAAAACCCAAGCCCUCCUUCCUCUCUUGAACGAGGGGGGGUUUGGGUAUGAGGGUACCAGACCCUCCUMACUUAGAGAAGUGAAGAAAGGUCUUGGUACUAAUAUGAUUCAGUCCAAAAUCCAGACCCACUGAGAGUCUUGCGAUAGGAACUUAGUUUCUAGGCCUGGAAAAUCAUGGACUUUUGUGAACAGUUGCGGAAAAUCAUUGACAGCAUGCAUCUUAUGAUUACAAUUAAGUGUUGUAUUUCACAAAUAAAUUUAAACAAGUCCAUCAUCUUUGUGAAAAACCUUAUUAGUAGUGCCCAUGACAAUAUGUUGUCUAACAUGUAAGGUGUUGUAGUGAUUGGAAACCAUGAAAGUCCAGGAAUUUUAAACUUUUAAAUACACAUUAGCCCUGUAGACUGUUGUCAAUAAUAAAAUGUAUAUCACAAGGUAGUCAUAUUAGUUUAGGGAUGGGAAUGUACAAAACAACAUGUAUGUCAGUCUGGUUAUCAAACUAAUAAAUUAAUAUUUCAUUGAUAAUAUA